GAGGGAUGAAAGUAUAGCUUGCCAAAUUGUCCUUACUUCUUUGUAUAACAAAGUAGCAGUGUGUGCACUCUGAGAGAUUUGGUUUUGAUUACCUUGUGUUUGUAGAAAUUGUGUUGAGCCUCUGGAUUUCGCCAAAAAAACACUGAGCUUUGUGAAAGAGCUUUAGUGUCUGAACCACCUGCCAACAUCCAAAUCAGAAUCCCUCUCUCUCUCUCUCUCUCUCUCUCUCUCUCUCUCUCUCUCUCUCUCUCUCUCUCUCUCUCUUUUCUCCCUGCAAGCAAUCACAUGGACCUCCUGGCUCUAGAGCAUUCAUCCCUUACUUGGUGCUUUCGAAAAGUUUUUAACUAUCGUCCUGGAGCACUGCUGCAACUCAGGAGCUGAUGGGACUAGCAGCAGUACUGCUGCAGGGGGACUUUUCGAGCCCGCCCCACUGUUUCAUUUGACUUUUGCCCAGCCUUUAACAGCCUCCUGAGUAACGGGAUCCUAGUGAUUAUGUUCCCCACGGUGAAUAGAGGGCAUUGUUUGGCUUUUCUCAGUCUUUCCCUGUUUGGCUUGGUCGGGAUGCAGUUGGAUGUUACCCAUGGGAGCCCGACGGAAAAUGAGGAUUACUAUCUGCAGGAAAUUAUUAACCGGGAGCAUUACUAUUCCUUAUCGGAGGCAGAAGAGCCUUAUUCCGAGUCACCUGUAGCGGCACAUCCUUUGGAAGAGGAACGCUCCAAACCCAGCAAGAAAGAGGUAAAAGCCAAAAAGGAGAAGGGAAAAGAGACAGAUAAGGCAGUCACUAAUGCAAAAACAGUUAAAAGUGGAAACAAAAAAAAUGAAAAGAACAAAAAGGGCAACUGGAAAAGCCCCAAUGGCAGCCAGGAAGGAGAGGUCCACUAUGAAGCUGUCAGAGAGGUGUGCCCUCCUAUGGGCCUGGAAGCCUUAGGGAUUGAUGACUUCCAGCUGCACGCCUCAACAGUCAAACGAUACGGCUUGGGAGCCCAACGGGGGAGGCUUAAUAUUCAGGCUGGUAUCUAUGAGGAUGACUUCUAUGAUGGGGCCUGGUGUGCAGGGAGGAAUGACCCGCUGCAGUGGUUUGAGGUGGAUGCCAGAAGACUAACCAAGUUCACUGGAGUCAUCACACAAGGCAGGAAUUCCCUGUGGUCGAGUGACUGGGUGAAGUCAUACCGGGUGAUGGUGAGCAAUGACAGCCACACGUGGGUAACAAUUACAGAUGGAUUGGAGGACAUGAUUUUUCCUGGCAACACAGAGAAGGAAAUUCCUGUACUGAAUGAGUUCCCGGUUGCAAUGGUUGGCCGCUACAUUCGCAUAAACCCUCAAUCCUGGUAUGAGGCUGGCAGCAUCUGCAUGAGAGUGGAGAUCCUGGGCUGCCCCAUGCCAGACCCUAAUAAUUAUUACCACAGAAGGAAUGAGAUCACAACCACAGACAAGUUGGACUUCAAACACCACAGCUACAAAGAAAUGAGACAGUUGAUGAAGGUCGUAAAUGAAAUGUGCCCGAACGUCACAAGGAUUUACAACAUUGGCAAAAGCCACAACGGACAGAAACUGUACACUAUUGAGAUCUCAGACAACCCUGGAGAGCACGAACUGGGUGAGCCUGAGUUCCGCUAUUCUGCAGGUGCUCACGGCAAUGAGGUCCUGGGUCGGGAGCUGCUGCUGUUGCUGAUGCAGUUCAUGUGUCAGGAGUACCUGGCUGGAAACCUGCGGAUCAAACACCUGGUGGAGGAGACCAGGAUCCACCUCCUGCCUUCCAUGAACCCAGACGGAUAUGACAAGGCCUUUGAAGUAGGCUCAGAACUAGCAGGAUGGUCACUGGGACGCUGGACUCAAGAUGGCAUCGAUAUCAACCACAAUUUCCCAGACCUCAACUCCAUCCUUUGGGAAGCAGAAGCCAAGAAGUUGGUUCCAAGAAAGGUCCCUAAUCAUCAGAUCCCCAUUCCGGAAUGGUAUAUGUACGACAACACCACCGUGGCAGUGGAGACCCGGGCAGUGAUUGCAUGGAUGGAGAAGAUUCCUUUCGUGCUGGGCGGUAAUCUGCAGGGGGGGGAGCUGGUGGUGACGUACCCCUAUGACAUGACCCGCUCCCUGUCAAAGACACAAGAGCAGACUCCCACCCCCGACGACCACGUCUUCAGCUGGCUUGCCUUCUCCUACGCUUCCACACACCGACUCAUGACCGAUGCCAGCCGGCGGGUCUGCCAUACUGAAGACUUCGCCAAGGAGGAUGGCACCAUCAAUGGGGCCUCCUGGCACACAGCAGCUGGAAGUAUGAAUGAUUUCAGCUACUUGCACACCAACUGCUUUGAACUGUCCAUGCAUGUGGGCUGUGAUAAAUUCCCCCAUGAGAGCGAGCUUCCGGAAGAGUGGGAGAACAACCGCGAGUCUCUGCUGGUGUUUAUGGAGCAGGUCCAUAGGGGUAUCAAAGGUAUCAUCAGAGACCCGCAAGGAAGAGGGAUCGCUAACGCCAUUGUAUCAGUGGAAGGAAUCAACCAUGAUAUCCAAACUGCUGCCGAUGGUGACUACUGGCGUCUCCUAAACCCAGGCGAGUACAAGGUGACUGCCAGGGCAGAGGGCUACUCCUCUUCCACCAAGGUCUGCGAGGUGGGUUACGACAUGGGCGCCACGCAGUGUGACUUUGUCAUGAGCAGAACCAACCUAUCACGCAUCAAAGAGAUCAUGGAGAAGUUCGGAAAGCAGCCCAUUAACCUCCCCGUCAGGCACCCCAGGCGGAGAGCACAGCAAAGGCGUCGACAGACAUAGGCAAGCCUUUCCCUGGAGACAGACUUCAAGUGCACCAUUGCGGCAAAAGGCUAAUUUUGUGUAGGAAUCAAAAAAGAAACAAAAUGGGCAGAACUGAACGGUAAUCUAAUCAUAUACAGUACAGGUUAUCGUAAUCAGAUUUGCUAUGGCCCCAAAUCCAUAAGAAUUAUAAUUCUGAAUGUAUAACUAGAAAAUUGACAAGACAAUAACUAGAACAUAUAAGCUAUUCAUAUUUUAUUCCACUGCCAGGGAUGGUUUUUUGUUGUUAUUGGGAGUCUUAAGAAUUUGUCGCCAUUGUCGUUUGUGGAACCCAUUCGUGUGGAAUUUCAUGCUUAUUUUGAUCUUUCUUAAACAGCGCUGCAAUUUGUUGCAUGAUGUUUCUGCUUUGCUUCGUUCUUCAACAGAAAUAACUGCUUCUUCCUAAAUUCAAUUCUAUAACACUGGUGGUUUUGAAAGCUGGGUUUAAAGAUGUGCCCUUUCAAAAGUAGUUUCUUGACAAACUAAUUGCAGCACGUCAAGGUGAAUGUCUUUUUUAAAAACAAAUAAAAUCCUUGUGUUCUUUUAAAUAAUCUUGGCAGCAUUUAAUAUUAGCGAUGUGAGUUUUGGGAGGCUUGGAAACCCUUAACAUUGUGGCUUGAAACUACAACAAGUGAGUGAUGUACUGUACAAACCAUGGUUGAAAAUGAUUUCUAAUACAUGUGUGACUAGUGUGUACCUUGUACUCUAUAUUUUCUAUAAGUUCCAAGAACAAAAACUCAAUGAUUUAAUACUUGGAGAAGUUACAUUAAGUCACAGGUGGUGCAGCACUACCAGAUAAUGUCUACAAUGGGGCUUGAUUGAAAUUGUCAACAGCACUUUUAUAGCUGAGAGAGGGUCUAAAUUGACAGAGCAGAAUUAGUAGCUAAGUAACCAUAAUGCCAAGUAAAACAGUGCAACAUUAUUUUCCGUAAUGGGCACAUACAGUAAAUCCCAUCUGAGAUAAAGCUAUGUGUUAUUUCUUCUUCUUUGAAUGAGAAACUGCAUUGCAACCAGCUGGGUUCUGGAGAUCUGUUCAUUAGAAAGUGAACUGCAAUAUAAUUAAAUAGGAAGGAAAUCAACAGAGGGCAGCUUAAACAUCAAUGAGACUUAAUAUAAAACACACUUACCCAUCUAACUGUCCUAAUUACUAAAGGGUUUUCACGCAGUUCAUUUCAAAUAAUUACAAUGUAAUUGAAUGGCUGUUGUUAGUUUCAAUGAAUGCUUCUUGUAUCAGUUCUGGAGUGUUUGCUAUAUAUUGCAAAAGUAACUGUAUUUACUUUCAAGUCCACAUAUGGCUGUCAAGCUGUUAGUGACACUUUAUGUACAUGCAUGGGUAUACUAUUUAUACAGUUUUUAGAGAGGAAUAUUUUGAUCUAAACUGCUUUUUAUAUUUCUGUUCCAAGCCCUGCCUUUUUUAUUUAGUAAUUUUAUUCUUCACUGUGUUCUUGCACUUUAAUAAAAGCAAUAGAACACUA
Molecule: messenger RNA, 4259 nt
Organism: Acipenser ruthenus (sterlet)
Lineage: Eukaryota; Metazoa; Chordata; Actinopteri; Acipenseriformes; Acipenseridae
Product: inactive carboxypeptidase-like protein X2
Exons: 14
Coding region: 493-2766 (757 amino acids)
Biological process (GO): proteolysis
Molecular function (GO): metallocarboxypeptidase activity; zinc ion binding
Source: RefSeq, a predicted model, not a curated record